UUUCUACGCACUAGAUCUUUAGAAAUAUUUCAUUUUAAGUGUAUCGAGCAUGCGUGCUCCAGAGCUUUCUUCCGUCGCUAGUUAAAUCUCGAGCGAAGUAUGGUUGCAACCACGGUGGCCAAUUUGCGUCCUCCACUGCCCCGAUUGGUGCUCGAGGACCUGUCUGGGGACGAGGAAUCGAGGCCGGUCUCCUUGAUCCUUAGCAAUAGCGAGGACGAGCUCGGUGACAAUGACAGUCAGCCCAUCCAAGAAAACACUUGGCCUAGCGGAAAUAAUCUGAAGACUCGACCAUCCAUUCUUAGACCCUGGAGCACGCCAAACCUUCCAGGGACCAGGCACUCUGUGUCAAGGGCGUUGUCUGCUAGGGUUCAGUUGCGAGUACGCCACCGAAGUGGGAGCCGGAAACCAAGGAAGCGAGUCGUGUUCAAGAACGGAGAGUGCAACGUGUUGCAGACCAACAUCUCGAAGCGCCGGCUGCGCUACCUGCAGGACAUCUUCACGACGCUGGUGGACGUGCAAUGGCGUUGGACGCUGCUCGUCUUCGCCCUGAGUUUCGUCCUCUCGUGGCUGGGUUUCGCCGUCAUCUGGUGGCUGAUCGCCUUCAGCCACGGCGACCUCGAGCCCAACCACCUGCCUGACAGCCAAGAGGAGUCUGGCUGGACGCCGUGCGUUGUCAACAUCUUUAACUUUGCCUCUUGCUUCUUGUUCAGCGUUGAGACCCAACACACCAUUGGCUAUGGUUCAAGGUCUACAACCGAAGAGUGCCCUGAGGCCAUCUUCAUCAUGUGCCUGCAGAGCAUCACGGGAGUGAUGAUCCAGGCCUUCAUGGUUGGCAUCGUGUUCGCUAAAAUGUCCCGUCCGAAGAAGCGCACGCAGACGCUGCUAUUCAGCCGCAACGCGGUCAUCUGUCAGCGGGACGGCCAGUUAUGCCUCAUGUUCCGGGUGGGCGACAUGCGAAAGUCGCACAUCAUCGGCGCCGGCAUCAGGGCGCAGCUGAUCCGCUCGCGGCAGACCAAAGAGGGCGAGUUGCUGGCCAUGUACCAGCACGAACUGGUGGUCGGCGCCGACAGCGACCAGAACGACAUCUUCUUCAUCUGGCCGAUGACCGUGGUGCACAAGGUGGACGCCAGCAGUCCGCUGUACAACAUGAGCGCGGCCGACAUCAUCCGCGAGCGCUUUGAGAUCGUCGUCAUCCUCGAGGGCUGCAUCGAGAGCACCGGACAGACCACGCAGGCCAGGUCGUCGUACCUGCCGUCCGAAAUUCUUUGGGGGCACCGCUUCCAGCCGCUGGUUUCUUUCAGCAAGGACAGGGGAGGCUACGAGGUCGACUACAGUCUCUUCAACAACACCUAUGAGGUCGAGACGCCGCUUUGCAGUGCCCGCGACCUCGAGCACUUCAACCGAAUCCAGGACGAGCUCCGCCAUUCAGCCGAAAUCUCCGUGCAGAACAUGACCAUGGCCAACAGUUUGGUGCCUUUCGGUGGGGGUCUGCGCAGGGUGACCAGCGAGCCGGGAGCGCAGGCGGGCCAGCCUGGCGCCUUGCAGCACGCUGGAGUGCCACUGCUCGCCCUGGACCAGACUCCCGACUCCCCCGACUGAAUGUAUCACGCGCAGGAAAAUGUCAAAGAAGAUUUUACCGCGGGAGCGCCACUCACUGGACCCACUUGUAAUUAACUUAAUUAUUAUUUUACUAGUAGCGAAACGAUGAAUAAUGUGCAACGUGUGAAGCAUCUCAGUAUCAAUAUAAGUGCCAUUUCAGUAGGAGAGAAUAAUCUCGAAAGUGAUAAUAUAUUUUAGUGUGUAUCGCAUUGCGCACAUGAUAGAACAUUCAAGUAAUGACUUUAAUAAAGUGCCUUUUCCACAUGGCUGAUUCCAUAUUUCGGAUUGCAAAUAAAUGUGAUGUUAUUUACGGGGAUUUGGAAUUAGUGUUUUAAAUAAAACAAGCAAACUCGGGAAUCCGGAAAGCUCAACAAAAUAUCAAUGCUUAUUUUUUUGCGAUUAAAUAAAACACCAGUUGACUUGUUA
Cloeon dipterum is the source of this 2025-nucleotide messenger RNA. Its product is annotated as G protein-activated inward rectifier potassium channel 3-like. The transcript is spliced from 5 exons. Gene Ontology annotation, molecular function: inward rectifier potassium channel activity. The coding region runs from base 100 to 1599 and encodes 499 amino acids. NCBI's taxonomy places the organism in Eukaryota, Metazoa, Arthropoda, Insecta, Ephemeroptera, Baetidae. The record is from RefSeq and is a predicted model, not a curated record. Gene Ontology annotation, cellular component: plasma membrane. Gene Ontology annotation, biological process: regulation of monoatomic ion transmembrane transport; potassium ion import across plasma membrane.